UAGAUUACAGUCACACCGCAUCGACUUUCAGAUUUUUUUCGCGUCGCAAAUUUUUGGAAUAUACCAAAAUAUUUACCACCAUCAGCUAUUAAAGACUGUUCUUUUGGCGCUCAUCUUUCAAAGAACACUUUUCAACCAAUCAGACAACCGCCUUCGUCCGAAAGCGAUCACAAUGUUGAAGGGUUACAAGACUGAUGAGGACAAGAAGGUGAAGCGACUGUACCACCAACGCUAUCGCACAGAGUGGGAGAAAUAUCCAGAGCUCUCCAGCUGGCUCGCAUCUAGUAACGAUGGUUACUCGGCGCACUGCAAGAUCUGCGACAUCAAUGUCCUCGCCAGACUGGCGUCCAUCAAGCAGCACCUCGUAACGCGGAAACACCAGGAAAGUUCCAAGUACCACAACAUUCUUGCCAAGAACAUGGUCAAGGGUGAACUUGACAAAGAUGAGCAUGACCCGGACUUGGAGGCAUCCAUAAUUUCAUCCAAAGCAAAGUCCAAAGCCAAAUCAAAGCCCUAUCCACGGCAAAAGCCAAGAAGCAAAAUGCUGCAAAAGAUCAAGAACGAGAUGAAGGUGGAGAGCAUGGAGGAGGAGGAGGAGGAGGAGGACGAAAUUGCCUCGAACGACUCAAUCCUGGAUGAUUUACUCAGAACCGAUCAGCCCUAUCAGGAGCAGGAAUUUGUGGUUGAGAACGAGUUCCUCGAAGCACAACAGCAUGAAACAGAUCUCCAGGACCAAGAGGUGGUCUACGAGGAAGAGAUGAUGCAGCUCAAGCCGGAAGAUCCGGAGAUUAAUAACGAAUUUCAAGUCGAUGCGAUGACGGAAGACACCAUUAUUAGCGAGUUUGACUUGUUUGGCAAGAGCUUGGCCCUGCAGCUGAACAACAUGGACCUGGAGGACGCGCUAAUGUGCCAAGAGCGUCUGCAGGUGGUCCUCACGGAAUUUCGCUUAAAGGUGCUUAAGCGCAAGAAAGACCAAGCACGAUCUUCGUAGGCUUACAAUUUAUAUCAAGCUGUCUUAUGUACAUAAUAUAAUUUCUUUAACAACUAAAUAAAUAACUAUUCUGCCUCAAUUUCGUCAAUAAG
Drosophila sechellia is the source of this 1083-nucleotide messenger RNA. RefSeq names its product lethal (2) 05714. The record is from RefSeq and is a predicted model, not a curated record. The transcript is spliced from 2 exons. Bases 173 to 991 code for a protein of 272 amino acids. Lineage: Eukaryota; Metazoa; Arthropoda; Insecta; Diptera; Drosophilidae.